AUAUAGUCAGAGUGCAAAACGAAGUUACUCGAAUUGGCUGAAAUUAGUGUAAUAAACUGUUUCGAAACAUCAGAGUUGUUUUAUGUAGAGUAGACGGUUUUGUUUUUUUUUUCUAUAAAGGAAAUUUUAAUAAAGAAAAAAGUAACACCAUGUGAUUCGAUCAAGAAAGUUCCGCGUAAAAUUGUUAUGGUUUUUUUUACAACGAUCGAGCUGAUAAAAUUAUUAUUACGCGUUUCAAUGUAUUUUGUCAAUAUGUUGCGAAUGCGUAGGAGCUUUCAUUUUUUUCUUCCAUUUUUUUGCGAUAUUGAUUGCCUUCUUUCUCGUGACGUUGAGUGAACAUAAUGAAGAGUAAAAUGCCACCAUUUCGAAGGAAAAAGUCCGGAAAAUCUUUCCCCGUUAAAGUCUGUACUUUGGACGCUGAAUUGGAGUUCAGUUUAGAGUGGAGAUCAACGGGAAGAGAUUUGUUUGAUUUGGUCUGCCGUACAAUAGGAUUAAGAGAAACAUGGUACUUUGGACUCCAAUAUGAAGAUGCCAAGGGAUUCAUAUCAUGGCUAAAAUUAGAUAAAAAAGUGCAAGAUCAAUGCAUUUCUCAACAACCGACAACACCUUUCAUGUUCCUCGCAAAGUUUUAUCCAGAAGCUGUUGCCGAAGAACUAGUGCAAGAAGUUACACAACAUUUAUUCUUUCUUCAAGUAAAACAAGCCAUCCUUUCCAUGGAUAUUUAUUGUCCUCCAGAAGCAUCCGUAUUAUUAGCUUCCUAUGCUGUUCAAGCAAAGUACGGAGACUAUGAUGAAGUCUCAUACCGUCCAGGAAUGCUUGCUAGUGAAGACCUGUUGCCACAAAGAGUUAUCGAUCAGUAUCAGAUGACCCCCGAAAUGUGGGAGGAUCGGAUCAAAAUUUGGUAUGCAGACCACCGGGGAAUGUCUAGAGACGAGGCUGAGAUGGAAUACCUUAAAAUUGCUCAGGAUCUUGACAUGUAUGGUGUAAAUUACUUCCCUAUUAGCAACAAGAAAGAGACUGAUCUUUGGCUUGGAGUCACUGCCCUAGGACUGAAUAUUUAUGAAAAGGAAAACAAGUUGGCCCCAAAAACUACGUUUACAUGGUCGGAGAUACGGCACAUUAGCUUCGACGACAAGAAGUUUGUAAUAAAACCAGUGGAGAAAACGUCGCCGAACUUCGUGUUCUUCUCGCAGAAAGUUCGCAUGAAUAAACUGGUAAAAAAACAGUCAGAUGUUGGCAGCUGGGUGAAGGGUUUGAUAGCUUUAGGGUUGGACGAUCAUAACAAUGACAAAGCUGCUCACAUAUUAUUUGUUAAGAUCCUGGACCUCUGUAUCGGCAACCACGAUCUGUUUAUGAGGAGACGCAAGCCUGACUCUAUGGAGGUGCAGCAGAUGAAAGCCCAGGCCAAAGAAGAAAAAUCUAGGAGACAAAUUGAAAGAAAUAAACUGGCGCGAGAGAAACAACUUCGAGAAGCAGCAGAAAGGGAGAAAGCAGCUAUGGAACAACGUCUUUUACAGUAUCAAGAAGAAAUUCGUCUGGCAAAUGAAGCACUUAGGAGAUCUGAAGAAACCGCUGACCUUUUAGCCGAGAAGAGUCGUGUGGCAGAAGAAGAGGCGAUGCUGUUGAGUCAAAAAGCUUCAGAAGCGGAACAAGAAAUCACUCGUAUACGACUGAACAAUAUGAAGACAGAAGAGGAGAAGGUUCAUCUUGAAAGGAAAACUAGGGAAGCUGAAUUGUUGACAGAAAGAUUAGUGCAAGAAUCAGAAAGGAGAGCAGCGGAAGCUGAAAAAUUGAAAGAUGAAUUAUUACGUGCACGAAUUGCAGAAAAAGAGGCGAAAGAAAAGUUGUUAGAAUUUCUUAGUAGGAAUGCCUAUACUGCUACUAUAGCUCCAGUGCCAAAUCUAUUUCCAUCAACCCAAGUACUGCCAUCAGAUUUGCAAGCUGAUCUUCAGACGUUGCAGCUGGACACAGAACCAUUACCAACUGACCUAACUUCGUACGACCUAAUUGCUGACGGAGACGUCGAUCAGCUUUCAUUGGAAAUUGAAAAAGAAAGAGUAGACUAUUGGGAGAAAAGUAAACACUUGCAAGAACAAUUGAGAGAAUUACGUACUGAAAUUGAAGUUAUGAAGGUUGGUGAGAAACAGUGUGAGUUGGAUCAGCUGCAUGAAGAACAAGUACGACUUGGUGAGAACAAAUAUAGUACAUUAAAAAAAGUGAAGUCAGGAUCCACCAAGGCCAGAGUUGCGUUCUUCGAAGAAUUAUAGUUCGUAUGCUAAGAGAUUGAUAAAGUAAUAUGUUGUAUUGACUCAAAAAAGCUAAUGAAUAUCUGAUUGGAUAUGAAAUUUAUGGAUUAUGUAAAGACACGUACGUAUGUAUACGUUGUAGAAUACUGACACGUACGCUUUACUUCCUUUCAAUGAUGUACAUUUACGUUGUUGUAUACAUAGUGGUAGUACAAUUUGCAUGUUGACGUUUUAAAUGUCCGUGUUUGGAAAACCAGACUUUUGCACUAUCAUCGAAUGAUAACUUCAGUAAAUUUUGUCUUUUUUUACUUGUAACUUUACGUUUGUUUCCAUCCUAUGUAUCUCUACUUGUUUGUUGUGCUAGUUUUGAAUGUUUUAACAACUUAGCAAGAUAAUUAGAUUCUUAUGUAAAGUAUAUGCACAGAAAUCAAAAUUACAGGUAUAAUUACUAGAUGUUAAUGGCUACAUAGAAGUAAGUACGUAAUUUUUGAAGGCAUACAUAUAAUUCUUCUGUUUUUAUCAAAUUUAGACUGCAGAUAAAAAACAAAUGUUUUUAAAGUAUUUUAAUAAGCCCAUAAUUUUACAAAAAAUCUGUACAUAAUUUUAAAAAAGACGAAUGUAUGUAAUGUUUUUUGUAGUAAGCCUGUGUUUAAGUGUAAACCAGAUCAUUGUUAUCAAUUUUUAUGCCAUGAAACGUUACUAACAUGAUAUUAUAUAAUUAGUUUGGUUAGAUUAGGACAUUAGAAUCGUUGUGCAUUAAUUGUGGCCUUUGAAGAAAUGUUCCUAUCAACAUAGUAAAAAAGUCAGUGUUCAAGUAUCUCGGUGAAAAGCUUUCCAAAUGUCCCAGUAUGUCCGUAUUUCAAAUUUAGCACUAAAAACUUUUCCAUGUAAGAUUCGAACAUAAGAAUUGUAAAUAAUCACAAAUAUUUUUACAUAAAAUAAGCGAAUGAAUGAAGUGACCUUAAAAUUUUUUAAUUUGUUGUAUUUGAUAGCAGAAUAUAUAUAAGUAAUUCUUUUACAAUAUGUGCCAUAAUUGUUUGCAGAUAUGUAUCAGUAAUACUUCAAAUUCUGGAAAAUAUAUAAUAUUUUGAUAUGUGCCUUAAAUUAUUUUUUAAUAAAAAGAAAGUAUAAAAGCAAAUUUCCAUUUUGGAAAGCUCUGUAUUCAACAAGAUGUAACACUAGUAUUUGUAGUUCCAAAAAGACAUCAUAAGAUUAUGCAACUUCUGCUACUCGAACACUGAUUAUUUAGUGAUAUGGAAAUACAAAAAUAAAUAUACA
Molecule: messenger RNA, 3524 nt
Organism: Megachile rotundata (alfalfa leafcutting bee)
Lineage: Eukaryota; Metazoa; Arthropoda; Insecta; Hymenoptera; Megachilidae
Gene: Mer
Product: ezrin/radixin/moesin family protein merlin
Cellular component (GO): cytoskeleton
Molecular function (GO): actin binding
Source: RefSeq, a predicted model, not a curated record